CGCGCGGCCCUGUCUGUCCCUGCCUCGCGCAUGCUCGAUGUGUCCCGAGGUCGCCCUUGCCGGGUUCCCCACGUGCGGCGUGAACCCGAGGGCAUCAUGGUGUAAAGCGAUGGGGGCCGCGGUGGUUCGCGCGAUCAAGAACUUCAACCUGGAGAACCGGGCGGCCCGGGAGAUCAGCAAGGCGAAGCCCUCGGCCGCCCCCAGGCACCCCUCCACCCGCAGCCUCCUGCGGGAGCAGAUGAGCGGCCAAGCGGAUAUUAAGGGAGAAAUUGUUAGAAAGGAUGACAAAUUGCUGUCCUUACUGAGAGAUGUGUACGUUAAUUCCAGAGAUCCCGUGUCUUCUGCACAGGACAAAGAUGCUAGAACACCUACAGAGCCAAAGGAGUUCAGAUUGCCGAAAGGCAAUCAUUUUGACAUAAAUAUUGAGAACAUUCCCAAAGGCAAAGUUUCCAUUGUAGAGGCUUUGACACUUCUCAAUAAUCAUAAACUUUCUCCAGAUACAUGGACUGCUGAGAAAAUAGCAGAAGAAUACCAUCUAGAACAGAAAGACGUAAAUUCUGUUCUCAAAUACUUCACUACUUUUGAAGUCAAAAUCUUACCUUCUGAAGACAAGAAAGCAAUUCAAUCAAAAUGAAGGAACUCUUGGAAUUAACUUUUCCUGUCCCAUGCCCUGUUUAUUUUCUCAUUUUUAGCAUAUUAAAUUGUGUAAAUUACUGAAUGUUUAAAGCUCCCGUCUUAUGAGUGCAUCCUAUUUAUUGACCUCCGCUGAUAGAAUAAAUUUUGUUUCAACUUUAAUUUAGUUUAGGCAUAUAUACGGGUGUAAUAUAAGCAUGACUAACUAUCAGGUUUAUAAAUUUAUUUCAAAUAAAAGAGUUAAUUUUAAGUGUUAUUAAGCAUAUCAGCAUUUAAGUUGGUCAUAUGACCUCUUAGGAAAUGUCCUGAUUCCCUUAUUUGACACUUAAAGUUAAACUUUCCAAUUUAGGUGGUUAUUUUAUUCUUCCUAUGGCAUAGUCAAAGUAAGCUUUCCUAACACUUAUGACUGACAUUUCCUUGUUAGGGAAAGGGAGGCUUGACAGUGAGGUGAGGUAGAACAGUAUUUCCCAUUUAAAGGCAGACAGGAAACUGGAUAUAAAACCAAUAGAAAAUACAUUUUUAUUACUACAGGGAAUAAGGAUUAGUAAGGCCUUUUUUAAAUUUUGUUUUGAAAUAUCUUAAAAGUAUAAAAAAGAAUUAGUGUUUUAAAAUUUUAGCAAAUCUGUACUUUGAAAGCAAACAGGCAAGUCCAAGAGCCUUCAUAGAGGCAGGCAGUAGUGGAAGCUAUC
Messenger RNA from Pipistrellus kuhlii (Kuhl's pipistrelle), 1322 nucleotides. RefSeq names its product NADH:ubiquinone oxidoreductase complex assembly factor 4 (gene NDUFAF4). Gene Ontology annotation, cellular component: mitochondrion. The transcript has 3 exons. The record is from RefSeq and is a predicted model, not a curated record. Bases 38 to 634 code for a protein of 198 amino acids. Gene Ontology annotation, biological process: mitochondrial respiratory chain complex I assembly. NCBI's taxonomy places the organism in Eukaryota, Metazoa, Chordata, Mammalia, Chiroptera, Vespertilionidae.